CUGUAGGUCGUGGUCGUUUUUUUGGCUCGUCAGUAGCCACUGAAGUCUGCUGGUUUACCUAGUGGGCCCACACCUAACCUAACCUUCUUGCUGUGGAUCUAUUGCCGUAAGUAGCCACUUUGGCUCAAGUAGACCGAACUGAGUGUAAUAAAAAAGUGUACGUAGCGGGUACAGCUGCAUCAAAUUUUUCAAGAACUACGAAGUGAAAAAGUGGUGGAGAUGCAACCUCUAAUUAAAAGAUCUUACACCCCACGAGUGGGUACAUCUAUCUAUCUAUCUAUCUAUCUACGUUGUAAGUAAUAAAGAUAAAAAGAGGACCCACUCCCACUACUAUUUCAUCUAUCUCCUUCUAGUUGCUAAUAUCAUCAAAUCAACAACAAAAGGAAGCUCCACCUACAAGAUGGCGUACAAUCCGCAAUAUGAUGGAGGUAACCAGCAAUAUAGCACCUCUAUGCCGAUGCAGCAAGGGGGUUAUUCCCAACAGGGCGGCUAUCCCAACAUGCCGAUGGCGCCGCAAGAUCAGAACACUAUGAUGCAGCAGCAGCCGCAGCCGUAUAUGGGAGGAGUACCGCAGCAGCAGCCGCGGCCGUAUAUGGGAGGAGUACCGCAGCAGCAGCAACAGCAGGUCUACAUGCAGCAACCGCAGCAGAUGCUGAUGCUCGCAGUGGAUGAGGGGGAAGUGAGAGCCUCCGUUUUUGGAACUGGACUGUCUCUCUGGAGGGUCUCUUCUAUUUCUAUUGGAACUUCUUGGGACGUUCCUUUCGCGACGACGGUGCUGAACAUGAUUGUUAUGGCUGGCUUCUUGGUGAUGAUGCUGGUCUUCCGCUGCUCUCGCUGCAUUAGCGACCUGCACUGGGGUCAAUUCCGCAGGUCGUGCGGUACCCUGAUCAUGAUCUCUGUUCUCGGCUCGCUAGCCGGUAUCGCGCUUCUGGCUUUAAUCGUCGCCCUCGGCGUUUACGCCUACAGGUGCGCCAUCUUGCCGACUGGCGCCCUAUAUUAUUUCCCGAUCAUCUACUACUCGUUCUCUGUAAUCUCCGUACUAACCGGUUUCAUCCAAAUUCUGGUCGGUUACUGCGGACUCGCUCCGAAACAGGACGAGGAAACGACCUUGCUGAUUUAAAAAUACGAAACGACAACAGCAACAACCUAAUUGGAGAGGAAGCUUCAACUUCUACGUGUUAAAGAUGAGGAUAAAGGAAGCUUCGAGGCCUGCUUCUAGACGGAGGAAGAGGCAGCCAAAGUAGAAUAGUACCAAAGUCCUCUGUCCUCUACGAUGAGGAGAAGGGAGACACGCUUCGUUAUGGUUUAUUUGAUAAAAAAGUGGAAGCGUAGAGGAGACAUGUUCUACAACCCAUCUUCAAAUGUAUCUUUGGAAUCAUCUUCGUAGUUCAGCUUCAAAUACUUGCAAUUACAACUAGGUGCUGUGCUGGGUAUGUAAUGUGCUACUCUUUAUGACUACUAGAUGAUGAAGUACUUCGUCGUACUUGUUCUACAGCUAGAAAUAGACCGAUUAUGUUGCGGGUCGGGUAUAGGUUCUUCUGGAUGUUUCGAUAUUGUAUUAUCUUGUCCUCUACCAUCGGCUCCUGUGCCUCACGCCUCUGACGGCUUCUAAUUCUUUUUAUAUACCACCUUGGGCAAAAAGAAGAAAGACGAAGGAAAUGGAAUAGCUGCUAAUUAAACUGCUCUUCAAUGCCCCAUGAAUGGGUACGCUACUACUACUACUACCUGACGUUUAAAAUAACUUGACUACCGUCGACAAGCUUAUCUUACUGACUAAUGUAUGUCUUCACGAGACGAGAUUGUUGGAUGUGUUCUCCGGCUUUCACUGCUUUACUGGCAUCGGGCAUGUGCCGUAGAGGCUUUUUUUGACGGUCUGCCAAACCGUG
Molecule: messenger RNA, 1886 nt
Organism: Amoebophrya sp. A25
Lineage: Eukaryota; Dinophyceae; Syndiniales; Amoebophryaceae
Source: the annotation of a GenBank genome assembly